CGCCGGGACCCCCUCCUCAAUCUCCAGCUCCACACCAGCGCCAAACGAGCUCGGCUCCCUUCAUCCAGGACUCUGAGAGCCGUCUCGCUGAUGUCCUUUCUCGGCUCGCUUUUCGGAUCCAGCGCACGCGCAGAGAACACCAUGUCGUACCCUGACAAACGAACGGAUGAAGAAUGGAGGGCAGUUCUCAGUCCAGAGCAAUUCCGAGUAAUCCGCCAAAAAGGCACGGAGCCCGCAUUCACUGGCGAAUACGACAAACAUCAUCCCUCAGCGGGAGUCUACAAUUGCGCCGCAUGCGAUGCUCCUCUCUACAAAGCCGACACCAAAUUCAAAUCUGGCUGCGGCUGGCCAGCCUAUUUUGACGCAAUCCCCGGCGCUGUGACGAGACAUGUCGAUAAUGCUUUUGGCAUGGAGCGAACGGAGAUUGUGUGUAGCAACUGUGGAGGCCAUUUGGGGCAUGUCUUCAAGGGCGAAGGGUAUCCGACGCCGACUGAUGAACGGCAUUGUGUGAAUAGUGUGAGUUUGAAAUUCUCCGAGAAUGCUGCGGCAUCAGAGGGGAAGUAGCUCCAUAUAUGUCAAAUAUAAGCUCAGCGUGUGUAGAAUACUAAAUUGUAAAAUUUUAUUGUACUGUAGCGGUCUGAUCAGAUAAUAGAUAGUAUUUAAUGAAGGCCUACAGAUAAGCGCUUCCUCGCC
Messenger RNA from Talaromyces proteolyticus, 693 nucleotides. Its product is annotated as putative methionine-R-sulfoxide reductase SelR. Lineage: Eukaryota; Fungi; Ascomycota; Eurotiomycetes; Eurotiales; Trichocomaceae. The record is from RefSeq and is a predicted model, not a curated record. Gene Ontology annotation, molecular function: peptide-methionine (R)-S-oxide reductase activity. The transcript has 3 exons. Gene Ontology annotation, biological process: response to oxidative stress; protein repair. The coding region runs from base 91 to 564 and encodes 157 amino acids.